Chlorocebus sabaeus (green monkey) is the source of this 2649-nucleotide messenger RNA. It is a transcript of the gene PRKAG3, whose product is annotated as protein kinase AMP-activated non-catalytic subunit gamma 3. Gene Ontology annotation, cellular component: nucleotide-activated protein kinase complex; cytoplasm; nucleus. NCBI's taxonomy places the organism in Eukaryota, Metazoa, Chordata, Mammalia, Primates, Cercopithecidae. The record is from RefSeq and is a predicted model, not a curated record. Gene Ontology annotation, biological process: regulation of catalytic activity; protein phosphorylation. Gene Ontology annotation, molecular function: protein kinase binding; AMP binding; protein kinase regulator activity.
CCUCCACCCUCCCCCUUGCCAGAGUAGGAACAUUGAGGGUUGAUGGAAAACACAUGUAAUAAAUUCAGCCAGAAAUCCACCAGUCUGUUGUUGAGUGUCCACUCCAGGGCCAGGGCUGGGAUGGAAGAGGCUGGAAGGAGGAUAGAAAGGGAGGGGCAGAGAGAGGAAAACCGGAGCAGCUGGGUCAGCAUUCCCGAUGCGGACAUUGACUCAGGCUCCGGGAAUGCCAAGGAAGGGGGUGGCAGCUGCCGGAGCCAGGCUGGGAUCCUGUUGGCACCAGGGAUGUAGGCACAGCACUCACAGAGGGAUGGGGGCUGGGACACCUGCACACCCAGACAUAUCUCCCAACCACAGGUGGAAACAGGUGUCUCUUCCCCUGCGGGGAGCUCUGAGUGCUCCCCACGCCUUCGAGGUGAUUCUCACAGCUCUUCACCUGCCUGAAACACCCACUCCACCUCCUCCACCUGAGAGAGGGACAGGCUCCAGGGACUCAAAUCUGGACAUCUGGACAUACAUUGGCUGCUCUCCUGGAACUACCCACAAACCCCUUGCCUCAUCUCUAGACUCUGAGCUGGCUGCAACUUGCCCUUUCUAACUCCAGCACCACCCUCUACUGAAAUUAGAACAAGGAAGACAGUUACACUGACCUGCCUCCAUGUUCCCUGCUUUGGUGCCUGAUAAUGAUGAGGGAGGCCCUUGGAAUAGGGGCUCAGAACUCUGAGAGCCCAACUCUGCCCAGCGCCCAUGCUCCCACAUGCUCCAAGCCACCUCCCCCCAUAAAGGGUUCCUCUAGCUUGUCCUCAAUGACCCAGGAGGGAGCUGAGGACCAAGCACCCAGAUUAUCAGGUGUGCCCCUUCCCUCCCAGCAGCCCCAGCCUUCGGGGCUGGAGCAGCUGAGCAAGUAGGGGCCCCUCCCUCUCGUUGCCUGACACCCAAUCAGAGAGAAACGGAUCCUGGCAGGGCAGGGUGCCCGGGGCUGGGCCCAGAAUAGUGCGGCCCAGUCACAGUGUUGCACACUUGCUCUCCGUUGGUCUGGGGCUGGCCACAUGGAGCCAGAGCUGGAGCACGCACUGCACAGGACCCCUUCCUGGAGCAGCCUUGGGGGUUCUGAGCAUCAAGAGAUGAGCUUCCUAGAGCAAGAAGACAGCAGCUCAUGGCCAUCACCAGCUGUGACCAGCAGCUCAGAAAGAAUCCACGGGAAUUGGAGGGCCAAGGCCUCGAGAUGGACAAGGCAGGAGGUGGUGGAGGAAGGGGAGCCACCGGGUCAGGGGCAAGGUCCCCGGUCCAGGCCAGCUGCUGAGUCCACCGGGCUGGAGGCCACAUUCCCCAAGGCCACACCCUUGGCUCAAGCUGAUCCUGCCAGGGUAGGCACUCCACCAACAGGGUGGGACUGCCUCCCCUCUGACUGUAUGGCCUCAGCUACAGGCUCCAGCACAGAUGAUGUGGAGCUGGCCACGGAGUUCCCAGCCACAGAGGCCUGGCAGUGUGAGCUAGAAGGCCUGGUUGAAGAGAGGCCUGCCCCAUGCCCGUCCCCGCAAGCCCUAUUUCCCAAGCUGGGCUGGGAUGACGAACUGCAGAAACCCGGCGCCCAGAUCUACAUGCGCUUCAUGCAGGAGCACACCUGCUAUGAUGCUAUGGCAACUAGCUCCAAGCUGGUCAUCUUCGACACCACGCUGGAGAUCAAGAAGGCCUUCUUUGCUCUGGUGGCCAACGGUGUGCGGGCAGCCCCUCUAUGGGACAGCAAGAAGCAGAGCUUUGUGGGGAUGCUGACCAUCACUGACUUCAUCCUGGUGCUGCAUCGCUACUACAGGUCCCCCCUGGUCCAGAUCUAUGAGAUUGAACAACAUAAGAUUGAGACCUGGAGGGAGAUCUACCUGCAAGGCUGCUUCAAGCCUCUGGUCUCCAUCUCUCCUAAUGACAGCCUGUUUGAAGCUGUCUACACCCUCAUCAAGAACCGGAUCCAUCGCCUGCCUGUUCUGGACCCGGUGUCAGGCAACGUACUCCACAUCCUCACGCACAAACGCCUGCUCAAGUUCCUGCACAUCUUUGGUUCCCUGCUGCCCCGGCCCUCCUUCCUCUACCGCACUAUCCAAGAUUUGGGCAUCGGCACAUUCCGAGACUUGGCUGUGGUGCUGGAGACAGCACCCAUCCUGACUGCACUGGACAUCUUUGUGGACCGGCGUGUGUCUGCACUGCCUGUGGUCAACGAAUGUGGUCAGGUCGUGGGACUCUAUUCCCGCUUUGAUGUGAUCCACCUGGCUGCCCAGCAAACCUACAACCACCUGGACAUGAGUGUGGGAGAAGCUCUGAGGCAGAGGACACUAUGUCUGGAGGGAGUCCUUUCCUGCCAGCCCCAUGAGAGUUUGGGGGAAGUGAUCGACAGGAUUGCUCAGGAGCAGGUACACCGGCUGGUGCUAGUGGACGAGACCCAGCAUCUCUUGGGCGUGGUGUCCCUCUCCGACAUCCUUCAGGCACUGGUGCUCAGCCCUGCUGGCAUCGAUGCCCUCGGGGCCUGAGAAGAUCCGAGUCCUCAAUCCCAAUCCUCUUCCACACCUGGAAGACAAUGAAGGGAGCCAGGGAACUCAGCCUUCAUCUUCCCCCACCCCCAUUUGCUGGUUCAGCUAUGAUUCAGGUAGGCUCUGCCCUGGG